GAGGAGGAGGUCCAAGGUUUUUUAGUUCAGGAAUCUGUGGAAGAAGUCAAAAGCAAUGAUUGUGUAAUGCAAUGUGCUUGAAAUAUGUUGCACGAAAGAAGGCGCACAAUGAAAAUGUGUUUUCUGACUUUCUUAAGCACUACAGCACUGAACCAAAUUUAUUAAUUUGACUUAUUUUUCUGAUUUUACACAAUCCUAGACGAUAAAUUGAUCCAACCCGUUGGCUGCUACAGCGUGGUGCCAAUCAGUGUGGUGUAUGAGAACAGCUUAAAUCUAUAAAUUUUCCAUCCUAUCCGGAUUUCUAUUACCAAAUCCAUAAAUAAACUAUCCUGAAAUGCUGAACUUGAAGAAUAAUUUAAGAAACAGGUUCAUGGCAAAUGUCAUCUUGUUUACUCUGGGUCAUCAAGUUCUUUCCAUAGAUAUUCAAAGAGGAAAACAUUAUGUUGCUGCUGUAUAUGAACAUCAUGCCAUCCUGAAUCCCAAUCCAGUGGCCAUCAUUGAUCGGCAAACUGCAUUACAAUUAAUGAAGAGGAAUCUAGACAUUUAUGAAGAGCAAGUAAUUAAUGCAGCAAAACAGGGGGCCCAAAUAAUUAUCUUUCCUGAAGAUGGAAUUCAAGGUUUCAACUUCACAAGGGCUUCCAUUUAUCCUUACCUGGAUUUCAUUCCAAACCUGGACUCUCUAACAUGGAAUCCAUGCAAAGAAUUUUACUUAUUCAAUGACACUGAGGUUCUCCAUCAACUCAGCUGUAUGGCGUUGAAAAAUCAAAUAUUUUUAGUUGUAAAUUUGGGAACUAAAGAGCCCUGCAUGCAAAGUGAUCCACACUGUCCACCAGAUGGAAGGUAUCAGUUUAAUACCAAUGUAGUACUUAAUGACAAUGGCAUACUCAUAGCCAGAUACAGAAAACAAAACCUAUACUUCGAGUAUGCCUUUAAUACUCCACCAGAGAUUGAUUAUACAGUUUUUGAUACACCUUUCGCAGGCAGAUUUGGAAUCUUUACUUGCUUUGAUAUUUUAUUUUAUGAGCCAACUGUAACCCUUAUAAAGCAAUACAACAUAACCCAGGUCGCAUAUCCUACUGCAUGGAUGAAUCAACUUCCACUUUUGUCUGCUGUAGAAUUUCAACAAGCUUUUGCAACUGCUUUUAAAAUAAACCUUUUGGCAGCAAAUAUCCAUCAUCCUGACUUGGGCAUGACAGGCAGUGGUAUAUAUACACCAUCAAAAUCUUUCACUUAUUAUGAUAUGGAAAGCAUUAAUGGGAAACUUAUAGUUGUAGAAAUUCCAGUUAUUACAUCAUAUCAUGAAACUAAUAUGGAAAACAAUGCAAUAUCCCACAAUAGUCAAAAGAGUUCUUUGAAUUUUUAUAUAGAGAAACAGAUUUGCCAUAAAGAUCAAGAAAUUGACUGUAAAAUAGAAGAAAAGCCAUCCCAAGAAUUUUAUGGAAUAAUGAUGUAUGAUAAUUUUACCUUAAUGCCCAUACUAAAUGCAGAAGGAAAUAUAGAAGUUUGUUCCAAUACACUUUGUUGUAAUUUAAUCUAUAAGCAAUUAGAAAAAACAAAUGAACUUUAUGUUUUAGGAGUUUUUGAUGAUUUGCAUACAGUACAUGGAACAUACUAUGUUCAAGCCUGUGUAUUAGUAAAAUGUGGUGGACUUAACUAUUCUACCUGUGGGCAAGAAAUCACAGAGGCAUCUGGAUUGAUAGAUUUUCAGCUCCAAGGAAAUUUCAGUACUACUUUUAUCUUUCCUCUCUUGCUAAGAUCUGGCGUCACUCUAGACUUUCCUGACUAUUUGGGAUGGGAAAAAAAAUCCUAUGUCAUGUACAAAAUGGGAGGAUCUUCUGGUUUAAUAACAGCUGGCCUAUAUGGACGUUGGUAUGAGAGGGACACAAAUAAUUUUUGAUAGAAUAAUGUCUCAAAAUUAUUACUGCAAGAACCCAAUAAAUAUUCUUCGAUGUUAUUA
This is a messenger RNA of Pantherophis guttatus, 1957 nucleotides long. It is a transcript of the gene BTD, whose product is annotated as biotinidase. The record is from RefSeq and is a predicted model, not a curated record. Lineage: Eukaryota; Metazoa; Chordata; Lepidosauria; Squamata; Colubridae. Gene Ontology annotation, biological process: biotin metabolic process. Gene Ontology annotation, molecular function: hydrolase activity, acting on carbon-nitrogen (but not peptide) bonds, in linear amides.